AUGGAAAUGUAAACCCUUAUCCCAGUAAACAACUAGAUUGAUUAGAGAGGAGACCAACUCGAGUAAUUAGUAAGGCAGAUGCUUAUUGAUCAAGGAAUUCAAACCCCAAUCAAUCCCAUGAAUGCUCUGAAUAACGUUGAAAAGACUGCUAAGAUAACAAAACUAGUAUCUCAAAUAAUGGAGACAUUAGGUCUUGAUUUAAAUGACGAGUCACUCAGAGAUACUCCAAAAAGAGUAGCAAAGAUGUACGUGAAUGAACUGUUCGAAGGAUUAAGCUCAGAAAGCUUUCCAAAUUGUACGACAUUUGAUAUCAAAGAGAGAAGCAAUGUGACACAAACUAAUAUUCCAUUUACUUCAAUGUGUGAGCAUCAUCUCAUGCCAUUCUAUGGCGUCGCACACAUCUCCUACAGAAGUAAUGGAAGAGUAAUAGGAUUAAGCAAAUUGAACCGCGUGGUAAACUACUUUGCCCGCAGACCACAAGUAUAGGAAAGGCUAACCAAAUAAAUUCACAGAGCACUCUAACUUGUCCUUCAAAGCGAAGAUGUUAGGGUUAUUAUUGAAGCUGAGCAUUUUUGCAUUCAGGCUCGAGGUGUACAAUAAAAGGGAUCCAGGACACAGACUGAAGAAGUAAGCGGAUAGUAUUCUAAUACAAAUCAUAUUCAUAAGUUAUGA
This is a messenger RNA of Stylonychia lemnae, 672 nucleotides long. Lineage: Eukaryota; Ciliophora; Spirotrichea; Sporadotrichida; Oxytrichidae. The record is from the annotation of a GenBank genome assembly.